AGAGCCAGAGAAAAUCCGUUUGAAACAAGAAGCACUGCAGAUGUGAUGUAUUCAUUUCCUUCACGAAUAGACCAGGAGAUUGUAUUUCUAAAAGCAAUGAUAGACACUGGGGAAGACCAAGAAGUUUAAACACUGGACCACAGAAUAGCAGAUUCAGAAGGCACUGAGAACCCUUUUAGCUCUUCUCCGUUUUCACAAGACACUACAAUGAUGGUAUCAAAGUGUUUAAAUAUAUAAGCCCACAAGAAUCAAGAGGUUUCAACAUAGUUUUGAAAGACGGAAGACAAGUGGAAGAGUGUGAAACUGAAGCAGUAGAACAGAGGAAAAGCAUCACCUAGAAUAUGCACAGCGACCACCUGCAACUGAGGAGGAUUCUGACCCCACCUGCAGAACCCUUCAUGUCCACAAGCAUGAUCCUGGAUGAUGAAGGUGUUUUGGGCAGCAUUGAGAAUUCUUUUCAGAAGUUCCAUGCUUUCUUGGAUCUCCUUAAAGAUGCUGGGCUUGGGCAGCUGGCCACAAUGGCUGGUAUAGAUCACUCAGAUUUUCAUUUACUAGGUCGUCCCCAGAUGAACUCUACUGUUAGUAGUCCACAUAAAGAAGAAAAGAAGGCACUUGAAGAAGAAAAAUCAGAAUCAAAGCAGAGUGCCCCAGGACCAACGCAAAAUCUCCAAUUUCAGAAAAUUACAGGUGAUGCUGGGAUUCCUUUGCCUGUCGACUCCUUCCACGUCCCAGUCUCUACUCAGGAGGCCUUAGAAACUUCCAAAGACAAGCUGGGGGUCGCAGUCACAGAGCAGCGGCAGGAGUCUUUUGAAGAUUUCAUUGCUAGAACAUGUUCUCCUUCAGCAGACGUCAUUUCUGGAACUGGAAGUCAAAGAAAAAAAGAGGAAUUACCUAGAAAUAGCAGGUCUUCUUCAGAGAAAAUGACCAGAGCAUAAUAUACCAAAAACUACUCUGCUAAGAAACAACCUGGGAAGGACCUGCAUUCCUGCUCUGACUCACCUGUAAAGCAGAAAAGCAAAGGAAUUGGGCAAAAUAAUUCUUUGCUUAAUGAACCAAUUAGAAGUGAGUCUUCGAAAAAACACAUUUCUGUUAAGAAAGAGAGUACAAUAGUGACUGUUUCUUCAAAGACAACUAAAAGUAAACUCAGUCUACUAGAACAUUCUGAAAGUGAUACUCUUGGAUCUGAUUGUGAAUUUCCAGAAAGCAUCCAUAUUCCAUCACGCCUAACAUAGGUCUAAAUCUUUUAAAAUCUUUUAAAAUUAUGUUUUUGCCUUCAAAUUUUAAUAAAUUAUUUGUUUUUAUUAUAGCAUAUGGUGUUUUAAAAUACUUGACUGGAAGCCAUUAGAGAAAGAUUUAUCUAUACUUUUUUAUUAUAAUGAAAGUUUUGGUGUAUUUUUCCUUGUGACAGUUUGCACCAUUCAUUCAGCUAGUGUUUACUGAGGGUUUCAUAUGUACAGUACUUUUCUGGGUGCUAUUGCUUUCAGCAGUGAACAAAAUAAAGCUUUUGCUCUCCUGGAACUAACACUCUGUGGUGGGAGAAAACAUAAACAACAAAACAGGGUAGGGGGUAAAAAGAGAUGGGAAUAAUAAAUGGAAUAGUUUUACCAUUUGGUUAACUGUCAAACUAUUAUAAAUCGUAUGGCCAGAAGCCAUUGACAUAUUUUAAUUCACAAUAACCAGAGAGCAUCAAACAAUUUACCAAGGCACUUAACCGUGUUUAUGGAUUACAGCAACACUAUGAGGUAGGGAACUAUUACCAUCCCCUUUUAUAGAUGAGGAGUCUGAGGAGACAUUAUGUGAGUUGCCCAGAAUUACACAGCUGUAAGUAAGUGGGAAGCUGGGAUGUGACCAGAACCCAUGCUCUUUUUUUUUAAUGUAUGGACUUUAUUAUGUUUCAUUUGUUUCUGAUUUAUGUGAUUUUUUUAAAGAUUUUUUU
This is a messenger RNA of Orcinus orca (killer whale), 1936 nucleotides long. RefSeq names its product centrosomal protein of 78 kDa-like. Lineage: Eukaryota; Metazoa; Chordata; Mammalia; Artiodactyla; Delphinidae. The record is from RefSeq and is a predicted model, not a curated record. Bases 342 to 935 code for a protein of 197 amino acids. Gene Ontology annotation, cellular component: centrosome. The transcript has a single exon.